UUCACGUUCGAAUAAAAUAAAAACGGAGGGAAACUCGCGCGAGAAAUCUUACAUUUUUCCCCACUAAUCAAGCAGUUAGUUAAUUGCCGCCGACAAAACGACACUCGAUAACGGACUGUUUACAAAUAUACCGUCGAUAAGGGUACACAAUUGAUCCGGUGCAUGCGUGGAUUGAUACAAUUGUAUUUUCUUUCUUAACCCUUCAUUCUCUUAGCCUCCUUCUAUCGGGCUUCACGUCUGAACUAAAGUGGACUGUGUGUGUGUGAAGUGCCUUAGGGUUUUGUGUAUUUUGUUGUAAUAUGGGUAAAGCAGGAAUCGCCAUGACACUGCUCAGUACGUUGGCUGCGUUGGUUAUCAUUGUGCAUACUGCUGAGGAGGAAUACGAGAGGGCCCAGAGGGGGAUGCGCGCCCGGUCUUUAGAUGUCGAAGUACCUAGCUAUGAACAGGCAUGGAGAGCAUUAGAAGAUCCAAAACUACCAGAAACUCCGCAAAGUGACGCUUGGAAAAAUGACACUCCAGAUGAAGUUCCCAAACGAAGAAGAACGCGUAAAAGAAAACGUCGGCCACAAAUAUCAGCAGAUGACCUUGAACCGCAGGAAAGACAUGUAUUCCACAGCGAUGUAUUACCCCGUAAUCAAGAAUAUUUCGUCACACCUCCAGAAACGGUCAGGCGAAGGAAGAAAGUCAAUCGUCACGACAAAGAAAAAGAUGAAACAGAUCGAUGGGGAGACCAAAUAGGCAUUGACCGCCCAGUCAGAAGGCGGGGUCAUAGGCGAAAACGUCCCAUCGAUACCGAGCAACAGCCUAGAUUGAGUGAAUUUGAUGGUUUUAGAUUUCACGAAACAAUACCUGAUGAAAACCCAUGGAAUAAUAUAAGAAACGAGCAGUUUAAUGAUGGAACCUUAAAUGCUACGAAUGAACAAGAUAAUAUGGAACAGAACGAAGAAGAUGGUAGACUACCUUAUUCACUCAACACAGAAAUAGACAAUGGGGACGAUGAUGAACUCCAAAAUGAUCACAAAAUUAUUGUUUCGGAACCUCUUCCAGCAUACAACGAUCGAUCUUUGUCAGAAUUCUCAUUGGAGUCUCUUAUUAAGCCAAUUCCAGAAGACAAUAUAAAAAUAAAGAAAGAUAAGAUAAAAGAAAAAACCAAAAAUACUAUAAGCCAAAAAGAGAAAGCAUUAUUAAAGUUAAAGGGUAUAAAUCAUAGUACACGUGGAGAAGCGCAGAGACUAGCGAAGAGCAUGAACAAAAUAAUACCACUUUGCAAGAAAAUGACUUUAGAAGAAUAUAAAAAUAUUGAAGACAAAAUCCAAAUGGAUAAUGAACCCCUUGAACCUCAGGCACUAAAGGCUAUAUUGAAAAGAUCAAACGGUCGAAGUUUGAGUGAAAUUUUGCAACAAAAUAAUCUAUCUUUAAGUGACUUACUGCAAGGUAGAGAAAAAGCAUUGUCUUUACUUCAGGCUGGCGAUUUAUCCGAGAACGAAAAAUUAAGAGAUGAAAAUAACAUCGAAGCGAACAAUACAAGUUCGAACCACAAUGAGGGUCAAAAUCAUCUAACUUUUAUCCAAUCCGGAAGUCAAGAGCAAAAAAAUCUUCAAGAAAUAAUCGAAGAGCAGCCCAUUACCGAACAAAUAUUAACAACCGCAUAUACUCCGGACGAAACGAGUACCACUCAAAGAAUUGUAGAGAUUAAUUCGAAUGAUCAUAUCGAAAAUACUACUGAGACUCAUACAAGACGUCGAUUUCCAUUCCAUGUACGUAGGAGAUUACGUACAAGACCAUAUAACAAUACGCGUAAAGUUCAAUUAAGUAGGGAUUUAAUAUCUCUAACAUCUAGAAAGUAUCAAAACAAUAGAAAUAAAGAUUGGAUUGAAUUUAUGCCAACUCCUACAAAAAAUAAAAAAAUUAAGCAAGAUUCCAAUGUUCCAAUAAACACAGAAACAAAAGAUCCUAUGGUACGUGAAAACAGUUUCAUAUCAACAACAGUAAUGGUCGAGGAGUCAACGGAACAGUUCCAAGAAACUGAUAAUACUGAGAUCCCAACGACGCAGUCAAGCUAUGUGGACAUGAAUUCUUUCAAGACUACUAUUGACACGGAAUUCAAUGACAGAAAUACGCAGCAAAAUGAUGAAUUAUUAACUACUGAUACUGAUGAAACAAUACCUACUACGAUUGCCAUAACAACUACAGAAAAAAUUGUAACAAUAACGCAAAAGCCAAGGAUACAUUCUCCCAUAAGACCAACUUUAAACGCAUCUGAAUUAAGAAGGCAAGCUUUUAACAACAGGCUAAACAAGAAACGUAUGAAACAAAAGAAGCAAUCAGAGGAAGAAUCUCACGAUGGGGCCAGAAACGAUGUCUUCUCAAUGGGUAACUUGGUACCAGCAUCAGAAUUUAUUGCUAAAACGCAAGGAACAACAAGUGCUUACGAUCGGAAUAAUUUGACUACCUUAGAAGAUGUAACCGUUACAGAAUCGACUACAAGAUCGCAAAAUCGAUUUAGAUCAACCAAACCACCUAAUGUGAAAAAAUCUUCUAUAUUACCUAAAAUUCAGCCCUAUAUGUCUGACACAGAAGAUACGGCGAAAUUUGAAAUAGAAGAAAUUCUUAACGACUCUAUAACACGGGCGAGGCUUUCGAGAAUACUGAAGGAAAGAAACAUGACACUUAACGAAUUGGUAGAACAUAGAGAGCGUGGUUCAAGUCAUGUGCAUUUAGCGGAUAUAUUUCACAAUGCAUCGAAAGAGCCAAAUCCCCCAGAGCCAUUUUUGUCAAAGUCUUUGAUUGAACCCAUAUCCAAAGAAACAUAUCCUUUAAGAGCUCUCUUAGAGGCAAAUCUUCACGACCCUAAGUCUAAUUUAGAUUUAAAUGCACUUAAUUCAAACUAUUUGAACAUUCCUGUUGUUAUGGAUUUUGGAAAUAAUGUAAAUGAAAAUGGUGAAAAUAUGGGAAUUAUGUCUUUAUUCAGUAAUACAAGUAGACACAGUGAAAAUAAAGAAAAUCGAAAACAUAUGAAUGCAACAGAUUAUAAAGCUCCAUCGAACAGCGAAACUAUAAACGAACAAAAAUCUGGUCGAGAAGGUCGUGUAUUUAAUACAGACAAAGGAUUAAUCAAUUGGAAUGAUAUAUUUAAACUUCUUCAUGAUAACAAUAACCAAACAGAUUCGGACGAACUGGUUCAGGCCAGAGUAUCUUCGAAACCAGAUACGAUUAAGAAAAUUUUAUUGGAGGAGGAUGACGAUGGUGACAGCGUUAUUAUAUUUGAAGACUUACAACAUUUGAAAAACAACAAUGUGGCAUCAAACGAGGAAGAUAUUGAAGUAAAAUUGUUAGAAAAAAUAGAAGACAGGCCGUCGAAACCUGCAUUUAACACAUCUAGUAAUGCACGAUCAGUUACUGUGGUAACAGCAAGUAUCAUAGGAUUGGCUCUUGUACUCUUUUUACUGACAUAUGCAGCAUUUAAAUGGAGACAACAAAGUAAAAUGAUCGAAAGCAAACAGUGCGCCAAUGAAGAAAGAAUACCUUCGCCAGUGUUUGAAAAUCGUUCAACAAAAAAUAACAGCAGCACACGAAGUAAAAGUCCUAUGCUUACUUCAAAUAUUUAUUCAAUUAAUACGUUAGACACACACGCUGAUGCCGAUUCGCCUGAAUACAUGUGGGACUCAUUAAGAAAACCAUUCCAGUAAUUAUUGUUGCAUUUGUCGUGAGAUUAGACUGAAAUUAAGCAUAAUUUAUUUUAAAUACGUUUGAUUGGAUUAAGAUUAUGAAUUAGGAAACAUAUACGAACAGCUUUUAAAGCUGAGUUAAUUUAAGAUUUAAUUGAAAUAAGCCGCAAUGACCAAUACAUUACGCUUAGCAGAGCUAAGAAUGUUUUGUGAUUGAUUUGAAAUAUUGGUGCUCAGUAUUACGUGGCAAGUGCAAUAAUUAAAGACAAGACUAUUUAUGUUUGUGUUUAGUGUGUUUCAAGGAUUGAAUAAAUCUAUUAGUGAUAUUCACUU
Molecule: messenger RNA, 4001 nt
Organism: Colias croceus (clouded yellow)
Lineage: Eukaryota; Metazoa; Arthropoda; Insecta; Lepidoptera; Pieridae
Exons: 6
Coding region: 300-3689 (1129 amino acids)
Source: RefSeq, a predicted model, not a curated record